This is a messenger RNA of Cylicocyclus nassatus, 13910 nucleotides long. The record is from the annotation of a GenBank genome assembly. NCBI's taxonomy places the organism in Eukaryota, Metazoa, Nematoda, Chromadorea, Rhabditida, Strongylidae.
AGGACGUCGGUGAGGAAUGGACAGCGGGAGUGAGAGCUCCACUGCUGGGGGCACUGCGCCAAUUGAGGUGGCAAUCGCUUCCAAAGAAUCGGUGACGGAAUAUGUGAAGAAUGCGGGUUUGGCUUUGCUCGGUGCGACAAACCAUGCAGCGCAGCUGGAAACGGUACUCGAAGAUUCGGAAGCGGUUGUGAAGUUUAUUACCGAUCCACAAACUCAUGUACUUGUCGUGGAUAGAACAAUUCAUCGUGAUCAAUCAGGUGAUGCGGAUACGGGUGACGAAAGCGAAACAGCGGUUGUGGUGUUCACAGUUCGUAAUGACGUGCUGUACAGAACAGAUAAAAGCACAUCGAUAGUGUUUAUGAAAAGAGGAGCAAUCGUAGAAGCCGAUAAAUCGAUUCCGGAUCAGCUGAGAGUGAUCGUUUUGAAUGAAGGAAAUCCCUACGAAACAUUGUUCUCACUAAUCGGAAAAGCAGUAACUCCAUACUUCAAAUCAUUCAUCAAAGAAAGUGGACGAGGAGAACGUGAUGGCGACAAACUUGCCCCUACAGUCGAGAAAAACCUCAAUGAGGCUGAGGUUGCUUUGCUACACCUACAACAAAAUAUCGACAUACCAGAGAUUAACUUAGUAAUAAAUCCACAUAUACAAGCUGCUAUACAAAAAGCUAAUAAAGAGGGAAGAAAGGCAAAGGUGGCUGAUUUGGGAGAUUUGGUGGAAGACUCACAGUUUCUUAAUAGUCUGCAGUCCGGAGUAAACAGAUGGAUCAAGGAAAUCAGAAAAGUAACAAAGCUAGAGCGAGACCCAGGAUCUGGCUCGUCGCUACAGGAAAUGACAUUUUGGCUAAAUUUGGAGCGGGCUUUGCAAAAAAUCCUACAAAAAAGAGAAUCCGAAGAGGUUACAUUGACUCUCGAAGCGCUGAAAUGCGGAAAACGUUUCCAUGCUACUGUUUCAUUUGAUACAGAUACCGGACUCAAACAAACCUUAGCUCUCGUUACUGACUACAACUCACUGAUGAAGGAUUUCCCAUUAAAUGAGCUCGUCUCGGCGACCGACUUGGAUUCCAUCAAAGUGGCGCUAGGCAAUGUCUUUGGGCACAUGAAGAAAAUCAGAGCCACGAAGUAUCCUAUUCAACGUGCGCUGAGAUUUAUCGAGGCCAUAUCAAGGGAUAUGAAUGCGCAAAUCUUGAAGGUUUUGGGCACACGUCGACUGAUGCAUAUCUCAAUUGUGGAAUUUGAUCAGCUAAUGAUGCAGUGCAUCCAGCUGUUUACCAAAUGGGACGAUGAAUAUGACAAGUUCAUCACUCUACUUCGAGAUAUUUCAAAGAAAAAGCGAGAUGAACCGGUAAAGUUGAUGUGGAAAGUGCAGCCACUGCACAAAAAGCUCGAAGGACGACUUGUACAGAUCAAGGCGUUCAGGAAACAACAUGAACAGCUUCGCGUUGUCAUUGCACGAGUACUUCGUCCAGCGGGUACUCCAUCUGGUGAGACUCAGCCAGAAACUCAACCUCCACAUACUGGUGAACUUACUCCUGUAGACCAGGUGAACUUGGCAUAUGAGUUUGUAAAAGAGGUUGACUGCCUCGAUGUAAGCAUUGAAGGCACCACUGCUUGGGAUGCUGCCCAACGCAGAUAUGAGGAGCAGAUCGCAAGAGUGGAGACGGCGAUCACAUCGAGACUCCGAGAUCAGCUAGGUUCUGCUAGAAAUGCAAAUGAGAUGUUCAGCAUCUUCAGUCGUUUCAAUGCUCUAUUCUGCCGUCCACAAAUUCUUGGUGCCGUUCGAGAGUACCAAACUCAACUGAUUCAAAGAGUAAAGGAGGAUAUUGAGAGGUUACAGGCCAAGUUCACAAAGCAGUAUGCGGAUAAUCGCGGUGAAAUUCUGACACAAACCUUUGAUAUCCCUCCGCUUUCUGCAAAUAUCAUUUGGAUUCGCCAAAUUGAGCGACAGCUGCAGUUGUACAUGCAAAGAGUAGCUUCUGUACUAGGUACUGGAUGGGAGAAUCAUGUUGAAGCACGCCAACUGAAAACUGAAGCCGAUAAUUUCCGCAAAGUGCUUGAUACCCAAGGAUUGUUCGAAAAUUGGGUGGAGCAGAUCUUAGCCAAAGGCACGAACACACCGGGAAGAGUUUUUGUCAUUGAUCGACGCUCCAAAGAUGGCAAACCAUUCCUGCACCUCAAGGUCAACUUUAGCCCUGAAAGCAUUGUACUUCAUAAGGAGGUUCGUAACCUCAAAAACAUGGGUUUCCGAAUACCCCUAAAAGUUGUAAACGCAGCUCAUCAAGCUAAUCAAAUCUACCCCUAUGCUAUCAGCCUGUUGGAAUCGAUCAGGACUUACGAAUCAAUUAACGAGAGAUUGUCAGCAAAAACUGGCAUUGACACACUUAUUGCUAGCUACAAGAAGGAUAUACAAUCACAAAUUGGGGAAGGGUAUCAGCUCACAUGGGAGUCUUACAAAAUUGACCCUUAUGUAACAAAACUUGCGGAUACCGUUAAUAAUUACCAGGAACGCGUUGAAGAGCUGAUUCUUAUCGCAGACAGCAUUGAAGUUGAUCUAGCUGCUCUAGACACUUGUCAAUACAAUACUGAAACGAUUGGCGCCCAACUGGCUUCGAUUCAGAAGUCUGUAGAUCAGUUGGCGCUGGGUAACUAUUCAAACCUAACCCAGUGGGUGGAUAAACUGGACAAGAAGAUUGAGGCUAAGCUCGCUGCAAGGGUAGAAGAAGCUAUCAGGCUUUGGACGUUGGUCUUCUCUGCCAGUGAAGAAGUGGACGAGUACAAAGAAAGCAAUGUAGCUUUACCUCCAGUGCAUCCAGUACUGAUUGAGAUCCGUUUGACAGCUCAGACAAUCUAUAUAAGUCCUUCGAUAGAGCAAGCAAGGGCCAAGCUGAUAGAGCAGCUCGUUCAGUGGCAUGCUGUGGUGACGAGUCAACCUAGAAUUAGCAGCACUAGGUUCCAGCUGGCCAUGAAUCGCGAUCUAAAUGUAGCCACGUACAAGAACGUCCUGAGCCACCUUCCUAAUGGUCUGGGUGUUCUGGAAAAUGCUUACAUCACAGUAGAUCGCAUUUUGAGAGAAGUGGAUGAAUAUGUAAGCGAAUGGCUGAGAUAUCAAGCGCUGUGGGAUCUGCAAGCUGAAAUGCUGUACGAGAAACUUGGCACGGAUCUAUCGAAAUGGAUGAAGACAUUGGUAGAGAUACGAAAGAGCCGAAGCACUUUUGACACUCAGGAUACGAAGAAGGAAAUAUUCCCUGUAGUUGUUGACUAUGCUAAAGUGCAGCUCAAAGUAACCCUGAAGUACGACUACUGGCACAAGGAGGUCCUGCAGAAGUUUGGUACAGCUGUUGGAAAUGAAAUGCAGCAAUUCUUCGGCAAUAUCUCCAAGUGGCGUGAAGAGCUCGAAUCGCAAGGAGUGGAUUCUGGAACGACAAGCGAUGCGGUGGCGUUGAUUACAUAUGUACAGACUCUGAAGAAACAAACCAAAGUCGGGCAAGAGACGGUAGAUCAGUUCCGAGCAGCCCAGCGUCUUCUGUCGCAACAGCGUUAUCAAUUCCCAGCUCAAUGGAUGUAUGCUGAGAAUGUUGAAGGAGAAUGGUCUGCACUGACGGAGAUAUUGCUGCGAAAGGACUCGGCUAUACAGUCACAGGUCAACAACCUACAAACAAAGAUCCGCGAAGAAAAUGAGAUGGUUGAGAAACGCACCCAAGAGACCCUGUCUGAAUGGGAGAGAGCUAAACCCGUGGAAGGAGCCCAAAGACCAAAUGAAGCACUUGCCGCGCUUACCACCUUUGAGCAGAAAAUGGCUAAGCUGUCUGAAGACCGUGAAAAAAUGCGCAGAGCCCGUCAUGCUCUCGAUAUGGCUGAUCCGACUGGUGUACCUGUUGAUGCUGACAAACUUGCCGUUGCUGCUGAGGAACUGGCAGAUCUGAAGGGUGUCUGGCAAGCUUUGACACCGAUUUAUACAUCCGUUGAUGAGAUGAAGGAGAAGACAUGGUUGUCGGUACAGCCGCGAAAGCUGCGACAAUCGCUGGAUGAGCUGAUGAAUCAGCUGAAGCAUCUACCCGUGAAGUACAAGAGCUACAAGAGUUAUGAGUAUGCAAAGCAGAUGAUGCACAAUUACUCGAAGAUGAACAUGCUUGUGAUGGAACUGAAAUCUGAAGCACUGAAAGAGCGGCAUUGGCGUCAGAUGAUGAAGGAACUGCGAGUCAACUGGAACUUGUCUGAGCUGACACUUGGCCAGGUCUGGGAUGCUGACCUCCAACGCCAUGAGCAUGCUAUCAAGCAAAUCCUUCUGGUUGCUCAAGGAGAGCUUGCAUUGGAAGAGUUCUUAAAACAGAUGAAAGAUUUCUGGCAAGCCUACGAAGUGGAGCUUGUCAACUAUCAAAAUAAGACCAGAUUGAUUAAAGGAUGGGAUGAACUGUUCAAUAAACUCAAGGAACACCAAAAUUCGUUGGCAGCCAUGAAACUGUCGCCGUACUACAAGCAGUUCGAAGAGAAUGCUUUGUCAUGGGAAGAGAAGUUAAACCGUAUCAGUGCAAUGUUCGAUGUAUGGAUUGAUGUACAACGACGUUGGGUGUAUCUGGAAGGGCUUUUCUCUGGAUCUGCUGAUAUCGCAACACUGUUGCCAAUAGAAAGUGCGAGAUUUUCAAGCAUUUCUACGGAAUUCCUCGCCCUCAUGAAGAAAGUCACUCAGUCACCGCGUAUCCUGGACGUGGUAGGAAUGCAAGGAGCCCAGAGGCUCCUAGACAGACUCGCAGACAUGCUGUCAAAGAUCCAGAAAGCUCUUGGAGAAUACCUCGAAAGGGAGAGGGCAUCGUUCCCGAGGUUCUACUUUGUGGGAGAUGAAGAUCUGCUUGAGAUCAUGGGUAACAGCAAGGAUGUUGCAAGGCUACAGAAACAUCUGAAGAAGAUGUUUGCUGGAGUAACUGCCAUAGAUGUUGGAGAAGAAGAUCGCAUAAUUACCGCCUUACACAGUCGAGAAGGUGAACGUGUAGACCUUGUACAACCGGUGCAUACCAAGGACAUAAGAAUAAACGACUGGCUAAAGGCGCUGGAAGCAGAGAUGAAGCACACUCUAGCGAGAUUGUUGGGUAUGUCAUUACAACACUUCUCAAAGAUGGAUAUCGAUACAGUAACUCCGGACGAGUACAUGGAAUGGUUGGAUAAGUUCCCGGCACAAGUGAUUGCUCUCACGGCUGAGAUUUGGUGGAGUAAUCAAAUGGAAAUUGCGCUAUCCGAUGGUAAGGGUGUAGAGGGAGUUGAAAAAGCUGUUUCUGCUACGCUGUCCUUACUGGCUGACUCGGUCUUGAAAGACCAACCACCAAUCAGAAGAAAAAAGAUCGAAGCCUUGAUCACUGAGUUUGUACACAAACGUGAUACUUGCCGUAAACUAAUAUCGUCCGAAGUAAAGAGCCCAUCAGAUUUUGGCUGGCUACAAUGUAUGAGAUUCUACUUCGAUCCGAAACAGCCGGAUGCAGUGCGUUGUUGCAUAGUGAAAAUAGCAAAUGCACAGUUCUACUAUGGAUUUGAGUAUCUGGGCAUACAAGAGCGCUUAGUUAGGACCCCGCUGACAGACAGAUGUUACCUGACAAUGACACAAGCAUUGCAUUCGAGGUUGGGAGGUUCGCCAUUUGGUCCUGCUGGUACUGGUAAGACCGAAUCAGUGAAAGCCCUGGGUAACCAGCUGGGAAGAUUCGUACUGGUAUUUAACUGUGACGAAACCUUUGAUUUCCAGGCCAUGGGUCGUAUCUUGGUAGGCUUGUGCCAAGUCGGUGCUUGGGGAUGCUUCGAUGAGUUCAACCGUCUGGAGGAACGUAUGCUGUCAGCUGUCUCACAGCAGAUUCAGACUAUCCAGGAAGCUGUGCGAGCAGGUGGCGAGAUGACGGUGGAUCUAGUUGGAAAACGCUUGAAUGUGAAUCCCAACAUUGGUAUCUUCAUCACCAUGAAUCCUGGAUAUUCUGGAAGAUCCAACCUACCUGAUAACUUGAAGCAGUUGUUCCGAAGCUUGGCUAUGACGCAACCUGACAGACAACUGAUCGCGCAAGUUAUGCUCUUCUCACAAGGUUUCCGAACUGCAGAGACACUCGCCAACAAGAUCGUUCCUCUCUUCAUUUUGUGCAAGGAACAAUUAUCGGCACAAUGCCAUUACGAUUUUGGAUUGCGUGCCCUAAAAUACGUGCUAGUCUCGGCAGGAAACGUAAAACGUGAUAAGCUAGCGAAAGUUGGAGCUGCUGCAUUGGAAGAUGUUGCUGAACAACAGAUGCUCAUUCAAUCUGUCUGUGAAACCCUGGUGCCAAAAUUGGUCAGUGAAGAUAUUGCGCUAUUGUUUUCACUAUUGUCUGAUGUGUUCCCAUCUAUUCACUACACACCGAACCAGAUGCUAGAACUGCGUCAGCACAUUGCUCAAGUUUGCGACGAGAAUAUGCUUUGCCAUGCGGACACUAGCGGCGAACUGGGUGCAGCCUGGGUUGAGAAAGUCCUACAACUCUACCAGAUCACUAACCUCAACCAUGGUCUUAUGCUUGUUGGUGCCAGUGGAAGCGGAAAGACCAUGGCUUGGAAAGUGCUGCUAAAAGCUCUUGAACGACAUGAGAAGAUUGAAGGAGUCGCGCAUGUGAUCGACGCUAAAGCGAUGAGUAAAGAUGCCUUAUAUGGUGUGCUUGAUCCGAAUACCAGAGAAUGGACAGACGGGUUGUUCACCUCGGUCAUCAGGAAGAUUAUUGAUAAUGUCCGUGGCGAGAGUGAAAAGCGGCAAUGGAUCAUUUUCGAUGGUGAUGUUGACCCAGAAUGGGUAGAAAAUCUGAACUCAGUGCUUGACGACAACAAGCUGCUUACCCUGCCGAACGGAGAGCGUCUAGCCAUCCCACCAAAUGUCCGUAUCAUCUUCGAAGUUGCCGACCUGAAAUACGCCACCCUGGCUACCGUAUCACGUUGUGGUAUGGUCUGGUUUAGUGAGGAAGUCGUGACAACUGAAAUGAUGUUUGAACAAUACCUGAACCGCUUGCGCAACGUUUCCAUUGAAAGUGAUGCGGUAAUCGCGGAAGAUGCUGCACCGACACGUUCAGUGACACUCCAGCGCCAAGCUGCAGCGGCACUUCAGUCACACUUCUCACCAGAUGGUCUUGUCCCACUUGCCCUCAACUAUGCACUAAACAAUCUCGACCACGUCAUGGUCCCCACUCAGCAACGUCUGUUAUCUUCAUUCUUUGCCAUGAUGAACUACUCAGUGCGCUGCGUGAUCAACCAUGACGCUAACCAGGGCGAUUUCCCACUUGGACCAGACCAAGUUGAGACAUAUGUGACGAGAUCGAUGCUGACCAACAUGAUCUGGGCAUUCAGCGGUGAUGGAAAAUGGAAAUGCCGUCAGCAAAUGAGCGAUUUUAUCAGGAAUUCGACAACGCUUACCUUACCACCGAAUGAACAGGCGCCUCUCAUUGACUACGAUGUGCAGUUGAGCGGUGAGUGGCAACCAUGGUUAAGUCGUGUGCCAGUUAUGGAAAUCGAAGCUCACCGUGUCGCUGCUGCUGAUCUCGUUGUGCCAACCGUUGAUACAGUACGCCAUGAAAUGCUGCUGUCGGCUUGGUUAUCUGAACACAAACCAUUGGUAUUGUGUGGUCCUCCAGGUUCUGGAAAGACCAUGACCCUGUUAGCUGCCCUACGAUCUCAACAAGAUAUGGAUGUAGUAAACGUGAACUUUUCAUCAUCUACUACGCCAGAAUUGCUGAUGAAGACCUUUGACCAUUAUUGUGAAUACCGUCGCACACCAAAUGGCAUCGUUUUGGCACCAGUCCAGCUGAGCAGAUGGCUGGUUAUCUUCUGUGAUGAAAUCAACUUGCCGUCACCGGAUAAGUACGGCACACAGAGAGUGAUCAGCUUCUUGAGGCAGUUGGUUGAAAUGAACGGCUUCUAUCGUGGCUCCGACCAUUCUUGGGUCACUUUGGAACGCAUUCAGUUCGUUGGAGCUUGUAACCCACCUACAGAUCCUGGUCGACAUCCCAUGACCCUGCGAUUCUUGAGACAUGUUCCUGUCGUGUAUGUUGAUUACCCAGGGCAAACUUCAUUGAUCCAGAUUUACGGAACCUUCAACAGAGCUAUGCUCAAAACCGUGCCCGCCGUUCGUGGGCUUGCUGACCCGCUCACCAAUGCCAUGGUUGAUGUCUACCUGGCCAGUCAAGAGCAUUUCACCCAAGAUGACCAGCCUCACUACGUGUACUCACCUCGUGAACUUACGAGAUGGGUCCGUGGUAUUUCCGAAGCGAUUGCUCCGUUGGAUGGAAUCACUGCAGAGCAACUUGUGCGACUAUGGGCUCAUGAAGCUUUGCGGUUGUUCCAAGAUCGUUUGGUUACUGAGGAAGAGCGCAUAUGGACCGAUGAACUUGUGGACACGACUGCGGAGAAAUACUUUGGUGGAGCAUGCAGUGUCAAGGAAGCCGUACGUCGUCCACUUCUAUACUCUUGCUGGCUCUCGAAGAACUACGUACCAGUCACAAGGGACGAGCUCAAGGAUUACGUUACUGCCAGACUCAAGGGCUUCUACGAAGAAGAACUUGAUGUGCAGCUUGUACUAUUUGAUCAAAUGCUGGAUCAUGUCCUCCGCAUUGACAGGAUCUAUCGCCAGCCACAAGGCCAUUUGCUUCUUAUUGGUACUGCUGGAGCCGGGAAGACCACAUUGUCGAGAUUUGUUGCAUGGUUGAAUGGUUUGAGCGUCUUCCAGCUCAAAGUCCACUCCAAAUACACUGCCGCUGACUUCGAUGAGGAUAUGCGCACAGUGUUGAGAAGAGCCGGCUGUCGGAAUGAAAAAAUGUGCUUCAUCAUGGAUGAAUCGAAUAUGUUGGAUACUGGAUUCUUGGAGAGACUGAAUACUUUGCUGGCCAACGGAGAGGUUCCUGGUCUAUUCGAAGGUGAUGAACAUACCACACUGAUGACGCAGAUCAAAGAAGGUGCUCAGAGGCAGGGAUUGAUGUUGGAUAGUCACGAUGAGCUCUACAAGUGGUUCACGCUGCAGGUCAUGAGGAACUUGCACGUUGUCUUUACCAUGAAUCCAUCCGGAAGUGGCCUCAGGGAACGUGCCUCUACUUCUCCUGCCUUGUUCAAUCGUUGUGUGCUGAACUGGUUUGGAGAUUGGGCAGAUACUUCUCUUUACCAGGUUGGAUCCGAACUCACAAACACCCUGGAUAUGGAUCGUACUGACUAUGAACCACCAUUCUCUCUGCCAGUCGUUUGUGAUCUCAUCCCAACUCCUCCAACUUAUCGUCAUGCUGUCAUCAAUACUCUUGUCCAUGUGCACAAGACUGUGCAAAAACUGAACGAACAGGAGCAGAAGCGUGGACAUAGAGUGAUGCUGGUGACACCGCGACACUUCCUUGACCUGAUCAAACACUUCAUGAGCUUGUUCCAUGAGAAACGACGUGAUCUUGAGGAGGAGAAGGUCCAUCUUAACAUUGGUUUGAAUAAGAUCCGUGAGACUGAAGAACAAGUGAAAGAACUGCAGAAGAGUCUCACAUUGAAGAGCAAAGAGUUGGAGGAGAAGAAAACUGCUGCUAACCUGAAAUUGAAGGAAAUGUUAGCAGACCAGCAGAAGGCAGAAGAUGAGAAACGACUAUCUGAACAGCUACAGAAGGAACUGGCUGAACAACUCAAGCAGAUCGCAGCGAAGAAGACGGAAGUGCAGAAGGAUUUGAGCCAGGUCGAGCCAGCCGUAGAGGAGGCUCAGCAGGCUGUCAAGGGAAUCAGAAAGAACCAGCUGGUAGAAGUCAGGUCCAUGGCCAGCCCGCCAGUGAUGGUCAAACUUGCUCUGGAAGCCAUUUGUAUCUUGUUGGGAGAAAAUGUUGGCACAGACUGGAAGGCAAUCCGUGGUGUUAUGGUCAAGGACGAUUUUAUGCCGCGUAUCCUUGCUUUUGAUACCGAUAGCAUCACCACGGAUAUUUUGAAGCAGAUGGAUAAAUAUGUUCACAAUCCCGAUUGGGACUUCGACAAAGUCAACCGUGCAUCGCAGGCUUGCGGUCCCAUGGUGAAAUGGGCCAAGGCUCAACUUCUCUAUUCUGGAAUGCUGCACAAAGUUGAACCACUCAGGAAUGAACUGAAGAGGCUGGAGUCUGACGCCAAGAAGAAGACCACGGAAGGAAAUGAAGUGAAGGCAAGAAUUGCUCAGUUGGAGCAAUCCAUCGCUGCAUACAAGGAAGAAUAUGCGCAACUCAUUGGCCAAGCUGAAAGCAUAAAGAUGGACUUGGCAACUGUCCAGGAGAAAGUUGGUCGAUCAACCGAACUCUUGUCAUCACUCCGAUCUGAACGUGAUCGUUGGUCUGGUGGAUGCGAUGGAUUUGCGCAGCAGAUGGAUACCCUUGUGGGAGAUGCUCUGUUAUCUGGAGCGUUCCUGGCUUAUGCUGGUUACUUUGAUCAGCAGCUUCGUGAUGUUCUGUUCCAUCGCUGGAUCGACCAUGUCCAGGGUGCGGGCGUGAAAUUCCGACCAGAUUUGGCUAGGAUCGAGUAUUUGUCCACUGUCGAUGAGCGGCUACAAUGGCAGAAGAACGCAUUGCCGGUUGACGAUCUUUGUAGUGAAAAUGCUAUCAUGCUCCAUCGCUUUAACCGUUAUCCUCUGAUCAUUGACCCAUCUGGACAGGCUGCUGAAUACAUUAUGAAGCAGUUUGCUGGCAGAAAUAUACAGAAAACGAGCUUUUUGGACGAUUCGUUCAGGAAGAACCUUGAAUCUGCACUUCGAUUUGGAAAUUCCCUUCUUGUCCAAGAUGUCGAGAGCUACGAUCCUAUUCUCAAUCCUGUACUGAACAGAGAAGUCAAACGCACUGGAGGUCGUGUUCUCAUAACCAUUGGAGACCAAGACAUUGACUUGUCACCAGCAUUCCAAAUCUUCCUCAUUACCAGAGAUGCUUCAGUGGAAUUCACGCCUGAUGUAUGUUCUCGUGUGACAUUCGUCAACUUCACGGUUACUUCUUCAAGUCUUGCUAGUCAGUGUCUCAACCAAGUGCUCAGAAGUGAGAGGCCUGAUGUGGACAAGAAGAGGAGUGACUUACUGAAAUUGCAAGGUGAAUUUGCUGUACGCUUGAGGCAACUUGAGAAAGCCCUUCUGGCAGCGUUGAAUGAAAGCAAAGGAAAGAUUCUGGAUGAUAAUUCGGUUAUCGGAACGCUUGAGAAGCUGAAGAAUGAAGCGUCUGAGGUUGCGAAGAAGGCAGCGGAGACGGAUAAGGUUAUGGCUGAAGUGGAGACAGUAUCGGGACAAUAUCAACGAUUAGCGGCUGCUUGCUCACAGAUCUACCACACAUUACAGCAAUUGAACGAAGUGCACUUCUUGUAUCAAUAUUCGCUUGAUUUCCUAUUGGAUAUCUUCACAUGUGUGCUGAAAUCACCAGAGCUUGCACAGACCCAGGAUCACAUGCAGAGGCUCAAUAUCAUCACUGCCAAUCUGUUCCAAACAGUCUAUCGUCGUGUUUCGCGCGGAAUGCUUCAUGCAGAUAAAGUUCUGCUUGCCCUGCUUCUGAUGAGGAUUUCACUGAGAUCCGUUGGCGGAGAGCCUUCGUACGAUGCCCAGUGGGAUCUACUCCUUGGCCGAAGUGAGCUGUUCGCUUCGAAGAGCGCCCACCAAUCUCCACCCACAGCUCUGCCGUUCCUUACUUCGCAUCAUAUGGCUGCCUUGAUGAAAGCGCAAAAAUUACCUGGUUUCGAGAAAAUCCUGGACAUUAUGUGUGCUAAUCCUGAGCAGAUUAAGCAAUGGAUGAUGAUGGAUAAUCCGGAAGCUGCUGUGCCAGUGUUGUGGGAGGAUCCUGAACAGAAAUUGACCACUAUAGGAACAGCUAUGAAUCAGCUAAUUGUUGUGCAUUGCUUGAGAUCUGAUCGUUUGAUGGCAAGUGCUCACAGAUUAGUAGCAGCUGCGUUUGGAGAUGGAUUCAUGCAGCAGGAUAAGGUCAUUGAUCUGAACGAUAUUAUCGAAAAUGAAGUGUCAUCGUCUGAUCCAGUGCUACUCUGUUCAGCCAUCGGUUACGAUGCAUCCGGUAAAAUUGAAGAUCUUGGAGUACAAACGGGUAAACAGGUUACCUCUAUCGCCAUCGGUUCCGCUGAAGGAUUCAGUCAAGCGGAUGCGGCACUCACAGCAGCGUCGAAGUCUGGACGUUGGGUACUGCUCAAGAACGUGCAUCUUGCACCACAAUGGCUUGGAAAUAUGGAGAAACGUUUGCACACUCUUAAACCUCAUGUCAACUUCCGACUGUUCCUCACAGCCGAAAUUCAUCCCAAACUGCCUGCUUCAGUACUGCGAGCGUCUCGUCUUGUGGUGUUUGAACCUGCUACGGGUCUCAAAGCAAAUCUCCUUCGGUCGUUGUCUGCUCUACCAGCACCUCGUCUUGCUAAGGCUCCAGCUGAACGCAGCAGGCUGUACUUGCUGAUUUGCUGGCUGCAUGCUUUGGUACAAGAAAGACUGAGGUAUACGCCUCUCGGAUGGGCGAAUGCGUACGAGUUCUCCGAUGCUGAUCUACGUGUCGCUUGUGACACGCUUGACUCAGCAGUUGAUUCUGUGGCACAAGGACGAGCCAAUGUGGCGCCAGAGAAGUUGCCAUGGACCACUCUAAGAACUUUACUGAGCCAGUGCAUCUAUGGUGGAAAGAUCGAUAAUCAUUUCGAUCAGGUGCUUCUGGACUGCAUGCUGGAGAGAUUGUUCACGGCUAAGAGCUUCGAUCCUGAGCAUGUUCUUGUGAACAAAUUCGACGGAGACAAACCACUAUGUACGCCUGAUGCAACUCAAAGAGAUCAGCUUCUAGCAUGGGUUGAAGGAAUUAAGAGCCAGCAGUUACCAGCUUGGCUCGGUCUACCGAAUAAUGCCGAAAAAGUGCUGUUGACUUUGAGAGGUGAAACUAUGCUGAGGAACCUUCUGAAGGUGUCAGAUGACGAAUUGGCAUUUGCUGGAGACGGUGAAAAAGAAGUGAAACCUCAGUGGAUGGCUCAAUUGGGAGAACUGGCUCAACAAUGGCUGAAGUUGCUGCCCAAGGACAUCACACGAAUGAAGCGUACUGUGGACAACAUCAAGGAUCCCUUGUUCCGAUUCUUCGAACGCGAAAUAAACCUUGGUGCACAAUUGCUUCGCGAUAUCCGUCACGACUUGGAAGAAAUCCUCUCUGUCUGUCGUGCUGAACGCAAACAGAGCAACGAAACACGGGCGCUGGCGUCGGCUUUGCAGAAAGGAGUGGUUCCUAGUAAUUGGCUACGCUACACAGUACCGAAAGAUGUGACAGUAAUGGACUGGAUGCUAGACUUCAAUGAACGGGUGAAACAGCUGAUAAAGAUAGGAAUUAGUGAGAACAUCAAGCGCGAGGAAGUAUGGCUGGGUGGUACAUUCUCACCUGAAGCAUAUGUGACAGCCACAAGGCAGCAAGUGGCCCAAGCUAACACAUGGUCCCUAGAACAACUCCAUCUACAUGUGACCAUAGGAAGAACCGAUCGACUAGAUGUUGUGAGAAUAACAGGAAUGGAAGUACGCGGAGCAGAAAGUAUUGGAGGAAAUGCACUGAAAUUGUCAGAUGAAGUGAAGACAUCCUGCGAUUGUGUUGAAUUUUCAUGGAAGCAGGAAUCUCCGGAAGGCGUUCGCCUACCCUUGUAUCUAUAUGGUGAUCGCCGUCAGCUUGUCACUUCACUGGCAUUCGCAGUAUCACCUGCGACAGCGUUUUAUGAAAGAGGAGUCGCUCUUGUUGCCAACGCAGCUUUGAGUUAAAUCAUAGUCAUUGUUAACGUACCCUAUUGUUAUAACUUUGUAAAGUGCACGAGUUUCGAUCAAAUCUUCACAGAACUGCUUCGUUUGUACUUGGCUUUAUUUAUGUACCAUUCAUAAUUUAUUCGAUUAGUCAUAAUCAAUUCUAUCUGCUAUGAAAUACGGAUGCUUGUAUCGCGGUGUUCAAGUUUGUGGAGCAUGUAAUAAAUCGAGC